Messenger RNA from Hemicordylus capensis (graceful crag lizard), 1010 nucleotides. Its product is annotated as interleukin-8-like. Gene Ontology annotation, biological process: neutrophil chemotaxis; cellular response to lipopolysaccharide; chemokine-mediated signaling pathway. The transcript is spliced from 4 exons. Gene Ontology annotation, molecular function: CXCR chemokine receptor binding; chemokine activity. The record is from RefSeq and is a predicted model, not a curated record. Bases 251 to 568 code for a protein of 105 amino acids. Lineage: Eukaryota; Metazoa; Chordata; Lepidosauria; Squamata; Cordylidae. Gene Ontology annotation, cellular component: extracellular region.
CGAGAACCUGAUAAAGGGGUUUUACCGACACCCCAUUCCAAUGACUAAUAUUAUGAUGGCAUCUGGGAAACCUGAUCCUGCUCUGGGAAAUUCCUCCUAAACCCAAACACAGCAUGCGAGAGGAAGGAGAGUAUAUAAGUCAGAAGGUUAGUAGAACUCAGUCAAACACAACUUCUGCAAGCAAGCAAGCAAGCAAGCAAGGAUUCUGCCUUUCAGGAACACAGCCAAGAAAGAAAUCGCCUGCCUCACCAUGAACGCCAAAGUUGAUGUGUGUGCAGUUCUUGCUCUUGUCCUGCUCUCUGCAACUCUGACAGAAGGCAUCCCACUGGCCCGGAUGGGAACUGAGCUCCGAUGCCAAUGCAUUAGCACCCAUUCCAGAUUUAUCCCUCCCAAGAAGAUCCAGGACAUCCAGCUGACACAAAGUGGGCCCCAUUGCCAGAAUGUAGAGGUCAUUGCCACUCUUAAGGACGGCAGAGAGGUAUGCUUGGAACCCACAGCUCCCUGGGUGAAGGUGGUCAUCAAGGCCAUCCUCAAUAAGGCUCAAGCCAAUAUCGAAUCACAGCUAUAAGGAGAGCUUCUGCAUCCCUCACGUCUUGCUUCACUGAAAGAUGUGGAGCCAUUUCAAUCCAGCCUCUUUUAAAAGUCACUUUAAACUAGGAAUGCUGGUUCCUUAUUUAUAUUACAUAAGAGGGUAUGGGUCAGAGAGUGUACGGGGGUACGGCUCAGAGAAACCACAUACCCUGAAAGCAUGAAGAUAACGAGAUGGGAAAUGAAGGCCUUUUGGAAAGCAGAAUGUAUUAAUCAAUGUAGCUGUAAUAGUUUUGUUUACAUCAAAGCUACUAUGAUAAGCCAAUUGGCAAUAGUGUGAGCCUUUCCGACUGAUUAUUUAUUAAUGCUACCAUAUUUGAAAUAUUAUUUAUUACACCUGAACUCUUGUGUGUCUCAUAUGGGUUUUAAAAAUUGUAAUAUUAAAGUUGGGUGGAAUGUUUAUUUAAUGAUUUGCCAAAGAA